UAGUUUCUAUGGUGUGAGGCGGCGCUCUGGUUUGCUGGUUCGACUCUGUGGUGUCAGUCCUCCCCGGUUCCACACGUGGGUAUGGCUGCGCUGCGCUUCCAUGAGCUGGGGCUGGAUGACCGGCUUUUAAAGUCUGUUGCAGAUUUAGGAUGGGAAAAGCCAACUUUAAUUCAAGAAAAGGCCAUUCCACUGGGCGUGGAGGGCAAGGACCUAUUGGCACGAGCAAGGACCGGGUCGGGUAAAACUGCAGCCUACUCCAUACCCAUAAUACAGAGCCUUCUGCAGUCAAAAAUGACUGUCUCCGAACAGGCCGUCCGAGUCCUGAUCCUUGUACCUACCAAGGAACUUGGCCACCAGGUUCAACAAAUGGUCCGACAGCUCACAACCUACUGUGCGCGAGACAUUAAAAUCGCAGACAUCUCCGGCCAGGCAGAUAUCUCUGCUCAGAGACCAAUCCUGAUGGAGAAGCCAGACAUCGUGGUCGGUACCCCCUCUCGAAUAUUGAUUCACAUAAACCAGAAGACCCUGUGCUUGCGAGAGAGCCUCCAGGUCUUGGUGAUUGAUGAGGCGGACCUGAUCUUCUCAUUUGGCUUUGAAGAUGAUUUGAAGAGCCUGCUGUGCAAACUUCCAAACAUCUAUCAGUCAUACCUCAUGUCUGCCACAUUCAAUGAGGAUGUCCUGGCCUUAAAGAAACUUGUGCUGCACAAUCCGGUGACCCUGAAGCUCGAGGAGUCCCAGUUACCGGACAGCUCUCAGCUCACACAGUAUCACAUCCAGUGCGAGGAGGAGGAAAAGUUUCUUCUGCUUUAUACGCUUCUUAAGCUCUCCCUCAUCCGCGGGAAAACUAUUAUAUUUGUGAAUGAUGUGGAGAGGAGUUACCGGCUCAAGCUGUUCCUGGAGCAGUUCAGUAUCCCGUCCUGCGUGCUGAACUCCGAGCUGCCGGUGCAGUCCCGGUGUCACAUCAUUGCGCAGUUUAACAGGGGCUUCUACGAUUAUAUUAUUGCAUCAGAUGAGCAGGCGUUAUCUGAAGCAAAGGCGAAAGGAAAGAAACAGGCCGGCAAGAAAAAGGGUAGAAAAACGGACAAAGGCCAGGACAGUGAGUAUGGCGUGUCUCGGGGGAUAGACUUUCAGAAUGUUUCCACAGUGUUAAACUUUGACUUCCCCUUGUCUGUUGACUCCUACAUUCACCGUGCCGGAAGGACCGCCCGAGCCAAUAACCCCGGUGUGGCCCUUACAUUUGUGGCACAUACAGAACUGUCCCUGCUAAAAGAUAUCGAAGAGGCUCUGGGUGGAGGGAGCUCUGAGGAGUGUGUGCUGCGUCCUUACAGGUUUCGCAUGGAAGAGGUGGAAGGAUUUCGCUAUCGCUGCAGGGAUGCAAUGAGAUCUGUAACUAAACAAGCCAUUAAAGAAGCUCGUCUGAAGGAGAUAAAGGAAGAACUGCUCAACUCCGAGAAAUUAAAGACGUAUUUUGAAGAUAACCCAAGGGAUUUCAAUCUCCUCCGUCAUGACAGACCUCUGCACCCUGCAAUAGUGAAACCUCAUCUGAAAAAUGUUCCCGAUUACCUAAUUCCCCCUUCCUUGCGCUCUGUUGCAAAUCCUUUACUAAAGAAAAAGAAGAGGAAAAGGAUGCAGCCGGGUCCCUCCAGUGCACCACCCAAAAAGUUCAGGAAGAGCCAGAACCCUCUACGUACUUUCAAAUACACAAAAGGGAAAAAGAAAACGGAUGCCAAGAAAAAAACGGAAUCUUGAGCAAUGUGACAAUUAGGACUUCUGAUUCAAUUUCCUAUAACGAGACCCCGAGUCUUUCCUCUGUGGGCAUCAUAAUGGACUUGAAUGAGCUGGCAGGGGCAUUUCCUGCGCUCUGGACAGAGGAUUUUGGUCAUCACUUUCUAAAGAGCCUUUUAUGCAGAGUUUAUGUAAAUAAAUUCAUAUAUUUGUAUGGGCAGAAGUUACACCCUCUUAUUUCCAGUGGUUGCUUUAAGGGGUAGUUACACUUCAGCAGUCGUUUCCGUUGUACUGUUUUUUUAUGUCUAAAGCUCCUAUACAGACAUGUGUGUCUCCAUGGUUACAGACUACAAACAAACCCUUUUGUGGUCUGAUCCUGGAGAAGAUGACCUGACUGAAGGGGAGGAACACAUGACUGCAGGAUCAGACCACACAAAACUAUUUGCAAGGUUGAUUAAUUAUUUAAAAAAAUAAAUAUUUUUAGAUGCAUUAAAGUAACCCCUUAGUGAUCACCAAUACACGUGGUGGUCACUAAGGGGCUAUCGCCUUUUGUACGACCCAGACUGCACGAGACUCAGCUUUCAGAUGAUAGCCGAAGUCCUGCUCUUAUGGCCUGGACCAGCAGAAGCGCAAAUCCAGGCUGUUUAACCCCUUAGAUGCCGCAAUCAAAAGCGCUCAUGGUAUAAAAACGGUUACAAAGGAAGCGGAUUCCCUCUUUCUCCCAUCGACACACCACAAAUGAGGUCACGGGGUGCCAAUGUCUGUUCACGCAAGCUGGGGCCUAAUGAAAUCCCCAGGCCCGCUUGCAGCAUGUCCUAGAAGGCCUGGGCCCUUUGUUAGGCCUCAGACUGCAGAUGGCUGUGUAGCAAUGACGGUAAAAUAAAUUACACUGCAUGAACAGUGCCAUGUAUUUUGGAAGCGAUCAAAAGAUUGCCUAUUAUAGUCCCCAUGUGGGAGUAUUAAAUGGUUAGAAAAAAAAAAUACAAUUCCAUGUAAAAAAUGAGCAUUUUUUUUUCCCAU
Molecule: messenger RNA, 2745 nt
Organism: Bufo bufo (common toad)
Lineage: Eukaryota; Metazoa; Chordata; Amphibia; Anura; Bufonidae
Gene: DDX56
Product: DEAD-box helicase 56
Exons: 14
Coding region: 82-1749 (555 amino acids)
Cellular component (GO): nucleolus
Molecular function (GO): nucleic acid binding; RNA helicase activity; ATP binding
Source: RefSeq, a predicted model, not a curated record